AUGAGCCGUCCUCCAUUGAUGGUACCAGCGCUUCCGCUUCUCAUAUUUCAAGCCGCUACUUGGCAUCAGGCAUGGUUCAAUAUCUGCUGGGAAAGGCUGGAAUCAUCACCCAUCAAUGCUAUUUCGUCACUUGGGCCAGUCGAGAUAUGGCAUAUAUGUCGAUUUGUCGAACCGAAUUUUGCGGAGAAGCUACGGAAAUCAGGCUUAGACCUAGGAAAAUCUCUUCCUGAGGACGCAGCGCCUGGCUGGCAGAGUGUAGCAACCCGAAGAGAUCCAGAGCCGAUGUUCAGUUGGCUUUUGAGUAGUGGUUCCAAGCCGCCCGAAGGGUUCUUGACGUAUAUCGCAACACACAACUGCACUGAAGCGGCGACCUGGGUCAUGGACCAUAUCAAAAGCCAGCAAGACUGGUGUAAUGCUGCACUUGCAGCAGCAGAGAGCGCAGAUGAACGGAGCACCACAAUGUUGGCAAUCAUACUUCCAAAAUUUGCAGCAAAAUGGGGGAUUGGCCAGACUCUGGCCAGAGAUGUUGUGAUAAAAAUUGUGCGCGGGGUGUGUGACGACGUCGCGAAAUGUGACCUACCGAUGAUCUUCGUAGACAAAGAGGAUUAUGCUAUCAAGAAGAUCCGAAUAUUGGGUGGAUCAACUGGAGAAGGUCACGUUGUAGGUAUGAAUAUCAUGGCAGGGAACGCUAGACUGUAUCGACUCGCGUUGGAAUUGGAGAACAAGAAAUAG
Penicillium cinerascens is the source of this 732-nucleotide messenger RNA. RefSeq lists its product as uncharacterized. The coding region runs from base 1 to 732 and encodes 243 amino acids. The record is from RefSeq and is a predicted model, not a curated record. The transcript has a single exon. NCBI's taxonomy places the organism in Eukaryota, Fungi, Ascomycota, Eurotiomycetes, Eurotiales, Aspergillaceae.